This is a messenger RNA of Phodopus roborovskii (desert hamster), 3499 nucleotides long. RefSeq names its product tripartite motif containing 21 (gene Trim21). The transcript has 6 exons. The record is from RefSeq and is a predicted model, not a curated record. NCBI's taxonomy places the organism in Eukaryota, Metazoa, Chordata, Mammalia, Rodentia, Cricetidae. Gene Ontology annotation, molecular function: zinc ion binding; protein binding. The coding region runs from base 40 to 1431 and encodes 463 amino acids.
UCUCUUCCUUUCCCCUCUCUGCACUCAAAAGCCUCAAAGAUGUCUCUGGAAAAGAUGUGGGAGGAUGUCACCUGCUCUGUCUGUCUGGACCCCAUGGUGGAGCCUAUGAGUAUCGAAUGUGGCCAUAGCUUCUGCAAGGAAUGCAUUUCUGAGGUUGGAAAAAAUGGUGGUGGUUCAUGUCCCGAGUGCCGACAACAGUUUCUGCUCAGAAACCUCAGGCCCAAUCGACAUAUAGCCAACACGAUAGAAAACCUUAAACAAACAGCCAGGGAUGCCAAGAAGGGCACCCAGGAAGACCGCUGCAUGAAGCAUGGAGAGAAACUUCAUGUGUUCUGUGAGGAAGAUGGGCAGGCCCUUUGCUGGGUGUGUGCCCAGUCUGGGAAACACCGUGACCACACCAAGGUCCCUAUUGAAGAGGCUGCUCUGGUGUACCAGGAGAAGCUCCUCAUGGCGCUAGAAAAACUGAGGAAAGGGAAAGAAUUGGCCGAGAAGCUGGAAAUGGAUCUUGCAAUGCAAAGAACAGACUGGAAGAGGAACGUGGACAUACAAAAGUCGAGGAUUCACUCGGAGUUUUUACACCAGAAUAACUUGCUGGCCAAGGAGGAGCAGAGGCAGCUGCAGAAACUGGAGAAGGAUGAGAGAGAGCACCUGAAACUCCUGGGGGAAAAGGAGGCUGAGCUGGCUGAGAAGAACCAGGCCCUGCAGGAGCUGAUCGCAGAGCUGGAGAGGAGGAUCCGGAGCUCUAAGCUGGAGCUCCUGCAGGAGGUGAGGAUUGUCCUGGAAAGGAGUAGAUCCUUGAACCUGGGAUCAUUAGAUGUUGCCUCCCCAGACCUGACAAAUGCGUGCCAUGUGCCAGGGCGGAAGAAGAUGCUAAGGACAUGUUGGGUCCAUAUUACUCUAGAUCGCAACACAGCCAACCCAUGGCUCAUCAUCCCAAAGGAUCGGAGACAAGUGAGGAUUGGAGAGAGCCAUCAAAAUGUGUCUGAAAACAAAGAGAGAUUUAAUAAUUACCCUAUGGUGCUAGGUGCCCAAAGAUUCACCUCUGGGAAGAUGUACUGGGAGGUAGAUGUGACCAGAAAGGAGGCCUGGGAUCUUGGGGUUUGCAGAGAGUCUGUGCAGAGGAAGGGACAGUUUUCACUCAGUCCUGAGAAUGGCUUCUGGACCAUUUGGCUGUGGAAAAAAGACAACUAUGAGGCUGGCACCAACCCCCAGACCACCCUCCACCUUCAGGUGCCUCCAUGCCAAGUUGGGAUCUUUGUAGACUAUGAGGCUGGCAUUGUCUCCUUCUACAACAUCACUGACCAUGGCUCCCUCAUCUACACCUUCUCGGAGUGUGCCUUUGCUGGACCUCUGCGGCCCUUCUUCAGUGUCGGUUUCAAUGAUGAUGGAGGAAAUGCAGCACCUCUAAAGCUCUGUCCAUUAAAGAUGUGAUGAUCAGGAGCCAGUGCCUGAUGACAGUACCCUCUGGACACUGUUACCUCCCCCUUGUCAUGAUCAAGGUCCAAUGUCUACUGAAGGGCAUUUCUGGCUACUGUUACUCACUUCCUGUUGGUGUUCCUCAGCCAUGCACUCUGCCAUUUUGGCCCAUCCAGUUGGAACCAUCCCACACCAUCAUCUCUUUAGAAGAGUCAAGGCCCCAGAAUGAAGGCAUUAGCUGGAGAUAACAGAAAGUCAGUGUCAACUGACCUUCAACAUCAAUAUUCCUAACAUAGGUUCAUUAAAUGAUUCCCUCCAGUGAAAUAGACUCCUCACAAUGGAUCCAAACUUAUCUAACUCAGUCAAAACCACAUUUCUGCCUCCUUUGUGUAGCUUAUUUUGUUUUCUUUUCUCUAUUUCUUGGCUAUUACCUUUGACCAGAUGACUAUUCCUGUAUCGUCCAUGGCUUGCAGAAGGACUUCCUUGGAAACUCUGCCUCAGUCCUUGUUGCUAAAGCCUGAAAUAUGUGUCUUUAACAUUGUAAAUCAUUGUAGUUUAGGUUGGGUUUUGUUGUGGUUGUUGCUGCUGGAGGGUUUUUUAAAUUUGUUGUUUGUGUGUUUGUUUGUUUGUUUUCCCUCCUUGGAAUAUAUUCCAGUGUCAGAAUAUCUUCCAGGGUGACAAACCAAAACCAGAGUAAAGUAGUGAAAGUGGUUCGGGCAAGAGCUGAAUAACAAAGACAGUGUAUUCCAUGUCCCCAGUGGCAGCCAAAGUCUAGGUACUAUGCUAGCCUGGUCAGUGAGUCCUUGCAGUUGAAUCUCACAAGGAAAGGACAGCUAUGCUCAGAAGCUGAUUGCUGUCAGUUUAUGGGUGUACUCUUCCCUGGUUCCAUUGCCUUGAAGAAAGUGCAAUUAGUAGUUGAACUAGAACACAAAUAUAUCCAGAGCUUCAAAAGAGCUGAAGCAGAUUUAAGAAGGAUGGAUAAACACACAAUAAAGAAAAUCCAGAAUGGGUUUUGUUUGUUUGUUUGUUUGUUUUUGUUUUGUUUAAUUCAGUCAGUAGCUCCAGAAGUUUUCCCAUACAUUAUGGAUGGAAGCAAUUAUGACCCAACAGCUGCCAGAGUCAAUAAACUGCAACUGUUCCCUUGUUCCAACACAAACCCAAGAAACCUCUCAGUUCUAGCAGCGCAGCCUCACAGAGAUGCAUUUUAACAGAACUACGACAACUGGAGGUCAACCUGGGGUGGUGUGAAAGGAUCCUGGUGUGGACAGCUAGGAUGAAAAGUGCCCAGCUGGUGCAACAGGUCCGAGUAUCGAAGCUGACUGCUGAAGACUUAAAAGGAGAGAGAUGUCUACCUCAGAAAGCUGAAAGAAUUGUUGAACUAGCUGACUAGGAGGAUGGACAGAGGACUAUAAACAUUCUCUAUGCCUCAUAUGAAGGUUUUGUGGUACCCAAUGAAGAGAUCCAGGGAUAGGACAAGAAGAAUAUCAACAGCUUGACCGAAAGAAAACAUAUGUAUUUCUCUCAUUCCAAGUGCUAUUCCCUUUUAUUAUCGUUCUUAAGGACUUCACUUGUGAUUUUGUUUGUCUUAAAAGUACGUUUUGGCUGGGAUUUGGUGGUGCACACCUUUAAUUCCAGCAUUCAGGAGGCAGAGGCAGGCGGAUCUCUGUGAGUUCCAGGCCAGCCUGGUCAGCAGAGCUAGCUCCAGGAAAUCAACUCAGAAAAACCCUGUCUCAAAAAACCAAAAAAAAAAAAAAAAAAAAAAAAAGUAUGUUUUGCCCCCUCCUUUGUCAGUAACUUUGAGUUUAAACUUUGUCUGACCUUGUAAUCAAGCAGUGGCUUGUCCAUUCAGGGGAACAAAGAGGCUGACCAUAGGGCUCAUCAUGUGACUGCUGGUCACAUGGUUUUGUCAAAAAGAUGAUUUUUGGAAUACAUGCAGGUGGUGACACCAGUACUGAGAUGUAAACACUGAAUUGAACUUUGAGCGAGUGUGAAGUUUGGCAUAGAACAUUUUGAUAAAUAAAUGCCUUGAGAGUCUUUAGAAUAUGCUUCUGUGUUUCAAAAUAUAAAGGGAAACCUGACAGAA